Orycteropus afer afer is the source of this 1036-nucleotide messenger RNA. It is a transcript of the gene BAG2, whose product is annotated as BAG cochaperone 2. Gene Ontology annotation, molecular function: adenyl-nucleotide exchange factor activity; protein-folding chaperone binding. The record is from RefSeq and is a predicted model, not a curated record. Gene Ontology annotation, biological process: protein stabilization. NCBI's taxonomy places the organism in Eukaryota, Metazoa, Chordata, Mammalia, Tubulidentata, Orycteropodidae.
GCAGUGUCGGCGCGGCGCGUCCUCCCGGGCCGCCCCUCCGCGGGCGUCAGAGGGAGGCGGGCGCCCCGCGCGGUGACGGCGUCGCAUGCGGCCGCAGGAACACUCCAUUCACUCCUGUCGCUAGAGAGGCCGGUGACCUUUUGGCCGCCCGCCUCGGAGGCUCAGAUGGCUCAGGCGAAGAUCAACGCGAAAGCCAACGAGGGGCGCUUCUGCCGCUCGUCUUCCAUGGCCGACCGCUCUAGCCGUCUGCUGGAGAGCCUGGACCAGCUGGAGCUCAGGGUUGAAGCUUUGAGAGAAGCGGCAAGUGCUGUUGAGCAAGAAAAAGAAAUCCUCCUGGAGAUGAUCCACAGUAUCCAAAAUAGCCAGGACAUGAGGCAGAUCAGUGAUGGAGAAAGAGAAGAAUUAAAUCUGACUGCAAACCGUUUGAUGGGACGAACCCUCACUGUUGAAGUUUCAGUGGAAACAAUCAGAAACCCUCAGCAGCAAGAAUCGCUGAAGCAUGCCACCAGGAUAAUUGAUGAGGUGGUCAAUAAGUUUCUGGAUGAUUUGGAAAAUGCCAAGAGUCAUUUAAUGUCACUGUACAGUGCUUGCUCUUCUGAGGUGCCACCGGGGCCCAUUGAUCAGAAGUUUCAAUCGAUUGUAAUUGGCUGUGCUCUUGAAGACCAGAAGAAAAUUAAGAGAAGAUUAGAGACUCUGCUUAGAAAUAUUGAAAACUCUGACAAGGCCAUCAAGCUGUUAGAGCAUUCCAAAGGAGCUGGUUCAAAAACUCUGCAACAAAAUGCUGAAAGCAGAUUUAAUUAGUUUUGAAACCUACAAGUACUUACUAUUAAUGAUGUGAAAACGAAAAAAUAUUAUUUUGUGUGAUAACUGUUCUUUAUGUUAGGCAUAACCACUCAUUUGAUAUGAAUGUUGUUUCAGAUGAGGGAAAUAGUCCACUGUCAUCAGUUUUGCAAAUAACAUAAUUAAGACUAGAAUUAUUUUAAUUACUUGUCUAAUUUUUAGACUGAAUUCUUGUCUUAUACUGGGAUCUAGAUUA